Arvicanthis niloticus (Nile rat) is the source of this 2449-nucleotide messenger RNA. NCBI's taxonomy places the organism in Eukaryota, Metazoa, Chordata, Mammalia, Rodentia, Muridae. The record is from RefSeq and is a predicted model, not a curated record.
GCAAAGACCUGGAGGUAAGAGUCCCCUGCCUAGCCCUGCUCCUCCAAGCUCUCAGGUCAGAGGGCUCAGGCAGCCUCUAGAGCUCUUGUCUGCUGGGACCAUGGACUGGCAGCAGCUGUGGCUGGCCUUCUUCCUUCCCAUGACAGUCUCAGGCCGGGCUCUGGGGCCUACAGAGAAGGAGGCAGUCUUGGAUUACCUGUUGCAGUAUGGGUAUCUACAGAAACCUCUAGAAGGAGCUGAUGACUUCAGGCUAGAAGAUAUCACAGAGGCUCUAAGAACUUUCCAGGAAGCGUCUCAACUGCCCGUUUCCGGUCAGAUGGAUGAUGCCACAAGGGCCCGUAUGAAGCAGCCCCGUUGUGGUCUGGAGGAUCCCUUCAACCAGAAGUCUCUUAAAUACCUGCUUCUGGGCCACUGGAGAAAGAAGCACUUGACAUUUCGCAUCUUGAACGUGCCCUCCACCCUCUCACUCCCUGCAGUUCGAGCAGCCCUGCACCGAGCCUUUAAGUAUUGGAGCAGUGUGGCCCCCCUGACCUUCCGGGAGGUGAAAGCUGGUUGGGCUGACAUCCGCCUCUCCUUCCAUGGCCGCCAAAGCCCAUACUGCUCCAAUACCUUUGAUGGGCCUGGAAAGGUCCUGGCCCAUGCUGACAUCCCAGAGCUUGGCAGUGUACAUUUCGAUAAAGAUGAAUUCUGGACUGAGGGGACCUACCAAGGAGUGAACUUGCGUAUCAUUGCGGCCCAUGAAGUGGGCCAUGCCCUGGGGCUUGGGCACUCCCGAUAUACCCAGGCUCUCAUGGCUCCAGUCUACGCUGGCUACAGGCCCUAUUUCAAGCUGCAUCCAGAUGAUGUGGCAGGGAUCCAGGCUCUCUAUGGCAAGAGGAGGCCUGAGACAGAUGAGGAGGAAGAGACCGAGAUGCCCACUGUGUCACCAGUGACCACACAACCUGGUCCCAUGCCCAACCCCUGCAGCAGUGACGUGGAUGCCGUGAUGCUGGGGCCUCGUGGGAAGACCUAUGCUUUCAAGGGUGACUAUGUGUGGACUGUAACAGAUUCAGGGCCUGGACCCUUGUUCCAAAUAUCUGCCCUUUGGGAGGGGCUUCCUGGAAACCUGGAUGCUGCUGUGUACUCUCCCCGGACAGGACGGACUCAUUUCUUUAAGGGAAACAAGGUGUGGCGGUAUGUUGAUUUCAAGAUGUCUCCUGGCUUUCCCAUGAAACUCAACAGAGUAGAACCCAACCUGGAUGCAGCUCUCUAUUGGCCUGUUAAUCAAAAGGUGUUCCUUUUUAAGGGAUCAGGAUACUGGCAAUGGGAUGAACUGGCCAGAACUGACCUUAGCCGUUACCCCAAACCAAUCAAGGGACUGUUUACUGGAGUGCCAGACCAACCCUCAGCAGCUAUGAGCUGGCAAGAUGGCCAAGUCUACUUCUUCAAGGGCAAAGAGUAUUGGCGCCUUAACCAGCAACUGCGAGUGGCCAAGGGCUAUCCCAGAAAUGUGACACACUGGAUGCACUGUGGUCUUCAGACUCCAGACACUAACUCAUUAACUGGGGACGUUACUCCUUUGACCACAGACAGAGUCUUGGGUACCACUCCUUCAACCAUGGAUUCAACCUUGGAUAUUCCCUCAACUACAGACUCUGCCUCCCUUUCAUUCUCUGCUAAUGUCACCCUGCUAGGGGCCUGAGACUUAUUCAGUGUCUGCUCAUCAGAGUUGUGCGGAUGUUACCCAAAUGGGCACUAGACCUAAUGCCCUUAGAUAUUCCAAUUCUGGACACCACUUCCCUGUGUUCCUAGAAGGUGUCCACUUAAUUCUGAGUCAGUCCCCAAUUCCUGUUUCUUCUUGUCAUAUAGCUGUUUCAAGUGUGACAUCUAUUCUUUGGUGGAGGGAAACUGUCAAUCAGGAGGUUUUUUUGUUUGUUUGUUUGUUUGUUUUUUUGACAGGGUCUCUCUACAUAGCAUUGGCUAUGGCUAUCAGCUAUCCUGAAACUGUCUAUGUAGAUAUGCAAACCAGUCUGCUUUGAACUCAGAGAUCUACCUGCCUCUGCCUCCUGAGUGCUGGGAUUAAAGGCAUGUGCUACUGUGUGUAGCUAGUGCUCUAUUUAUUUUUAUUAUUAUUUUAGAUUUAAGGCAUGUAUUACCAUGUCCAGCUGUCAGCUGGGUCUUUAGCUGACAGGAGGCAACAGCUAACAGCUGGCUAUUGGAUAUGUGGGUUGUGUUCUUCCAACAAAAAGCACAAGAAAAUGUCAUGGCCAGUGAACUGAGCUUGGAAUUUGGAGUCUCUGAGUCUGACUAUGGCUUUUGGCUUGCGAAUUAACCUUGUCAAACCUAUUAACAAAAUAAGGUUAAUAUCAAUGCUACAGUACUGUUAGGUGAGAUACUGUAUGUGACGUGUCUGUCAGAUCCUGGAACAUUUGUGUUUAGUAAAGGCUAGCUUCAUGUUCCUGGGAGAGAA